CUCUUGAGGGCGCUAUUAACAGCGCAUGGACCGAAAACCUGUUGCAUGUGUUGUGUAUGUGCGACGUGAGGAAGAAGAUUUUGUCAUAACUCAUAAAGCAGUUUCCAAAAUGUUGAUGUUUUGCCCGACGUGUGCCAAUGUUCUCGUCGUCGAAGAGGGACCGAACUGCUACAGAUUCGCCUGUAAUACUUGCCCAUUCGUGCACAAUGUAACGAGAAAGAUUUCCAGCAAGAAAUAUCCUCAUCUUAAGGAAGUAGAUGAUGUUCUAGGAGGAGCAGCAGCUUGGGAGAAUGUGGAUUCGACAGAAGAAAAAUGUCCAAAGUGUGAACACCUGAGGGCGUACUUCAUGCAGAUCCAGACCCGCUCGGCCGAUGAACCAAUGACAACAUUCUACAAGUGUUGCAGUCCGGAGUGCGGGCACCGAUGGCGGGACUGAAACUAAAAAGUAUUGUUUAUGUAGUUUAUACUUUAGGCCAUGUCAAAAAAAAUAACAGUUUCUCGUCCCUGCCCUGCCACUUCCUGAUUCCUGUCUGCCUCUAUUUUUUUUAAUCAUACAUUUGCAAUAUAUUUUGUCUUUUUACUUGUUUCAAGCAAAAUUGUAGUUAUGUAUACAAGUUCAAAUCUGGUAGAAAGAGUGACGGCUUCUUUGGACACAAAAGUAUCAGCAGAAGAGUCCAGAAAAUGGAAAAAUCUAUCCGCCGUCUUGAAAAAUUUGCCAUCUUGAAAGAAAAAAAAGGGCCACCUCCUACUUAAUUGUUAAAACCUGGAUGAGAAACUGUUUUGUUUUUACUUGGCCUUAUGAAGCUAAUUUUGUUUUCUGGGAUGUAUAUAUAUUGUAAUAUACUGUAAUAUAUUGUAUAUUCACAACAUGAACCCAAAGAUUGUUUUAUGAAAUUGUCGGACUUAAGUUUGCAACAAAGGUGGGUAAAGACUCACAACGUUUAGACAGCGUGACCUUUUUGUUUGACAUCAAAGGACAGCAUACAAAUAUUUCUUCAAUUACCAUGACAGAAAAUAUGAUCAGCGAAUGCCCCAGUUUCUCAGGCCAGCAGUUUAAUAGCAAAGAUCACCUGAUUAAUGGCCAAUCAAUUUUAAGUCUCUAAAAUUGGAUUGAUGCUGCUUUGGCAUUCACCUGUUUCCAGCCACGUGUAAACAAGACUAUCCAUCAGUUGCUUUUUUGAUAAUUGACAACAGAAUGUAGGUCUAUUUUAUUACAGCAAUAGCAGACAGCACCACCAGCUUUUCACGUUUUUUUGUGACCGUGUUUGCCAUUAUUUCUUUCAUAUUGAUUUGUCUGGUGCAUCACCAGUUUGGCUUCUUACAAUUUUUGUUGAAAUAUUACUGAUUCACAGUGAAGAAAUCCGCCUGUAUUUUGUUAUUUAUAAGUAACAAAGAUCUUCCAAUAUAAAACACAAAGAUCCUUAGAAAAAAAAGUUCCAGAAAUGUGUGUCGCGCCUUUUCUCAACAAGCAUCACAUAAAUAUUUCUGUGACGUAAAAAAAAGAAAUUCAGAAAUUUGUAGGUAGGUCUCACUGGUCCCACCCACGUGUCAUGGGUCGAGCUGCCCUGAUUAUCAAUACAAUUGAUGAGAAAUGGACUUCAUAUUGGCUGAAAGGGAAAUUAAAAAAAUAUAAAUAGCUCGGACAGCGUUUCAGACGACGGUAAUAAUUUUUGGGGUUUUUUUUGUGGGCAGGCUUUAAAUGGCGAUCACUUGGUCACGACUAGAAUGCUUGUUUGGUUGAAUCCAAUUUACUCGUUUUAUGAUUGUCAAAACUUGGCGCUGGGUUAACAGGUAAUCCCUCGCCAGCCUCCUUCAGGCUAUUGUGAUAAAAAAAACCCACUAGAAACGAUGUUAUUUGUGUAAAUAAAUUUGUAAUUGAGCAGCUAU
Patiria miniata (bat star) is the source of this 1887-nucleotide messenger RNA. RefSeq names its product DNA-directed RNA polymerase III subunit RPC10-like (gene polr3k). The transcript is spliced from 3 exons. The coding region runs from base 26 to 436 and encodes 136 amino acids. Gene Ontology annotation, cellular component: RNA polymerase III complex. The record is from RefSeq and is a predicted model, not a curated record. Lineage: Eukaryota; Metazoa; Echinodermata; Asteroidea; Valvatida; Asterinidae. Gene Ontology annotation, molecular function: zinc ion binding; nucleic acid binding; DNA-directed RNA polymerase activity. Gene Ontology annotation, biological process: DNA-templated transcription; termination of RNA polymerase III transcription.